Hemicordylus capensis (graceful crag lizard) is the source of this 2921-nucleotide messenger RNA. It is a transcript of the gene SRSF1, whose product is annotated as serine and arginine rich splicing factor 1. Gene Ontology annotation, cellular component: nucleus; ribonucleoprotein complex; cytoplasm. Gene Ontology annotation, molecular function: mRNA binding. The transcript has 4 exons. NCBI's taxonomy places the organism in Eukaryota, Metazoa, Chordata, Lepidosauria, Squamata, Cordylidae. The record is from RefSeq and is a predicted model, not a curated record. Bases 304 to 1050 code for a protein of 248 amino acids.
GCCAUUUUGUGGCGGCUGAGGCAGGCGAGGAGGCGCGCUGUGGUGGUGGCUGCUGCUGCUCUUCUCUCUCUCUCUCGUUCUCCCCCCCCCGCCCGUCCCGUUAUUAUCAUUAUUCCUCGUCGCCUUCGUCUCUCUCUCCCUUUUAUUAUUAUUUUUUAUCCUCCUUUUCCUUCCUCCUCGCGCUCAUUCCUUUUUUUUUUCCCCUCACACCCCCCCCCCACCGGUCUCGGGCCUCCUCCGCCUCGGGCCUCCUCUUUCCCGCCGCAGCCGCCCCCGCCCACCGCAGCCAUUGCCGACCUGGCCAUGUCGGGAGGCGGCGUGAUCCGCGGCCCCGCCGGGAACAACGACUGCCGCAUCUACGUGGGCAACCUGCCGCCGGACAUCCGCACCAAGGACAUCGAGGACGUCUUCUACAAGUACGGCGCCAUCCGGGACAUCGACCUCAAGAACCGGCGCGGGGGGCCGCCCUUCGCCUUCGUCGAGUUCGAGGACCCCCGGGAUGCCGAGGAUGCCGUGUAUGGACGAGAUGGAUACGAUUACGAUGGGUACCGCCUGCGAGUGGAGUUCCCCCGCAGUGGCCGGGGCACUGGCAGGGGCGGAGGCGGUGGAGGUGGUGGUGGGGCCCCACGGGGCAGAUACGGACCCCCAUCCAGGCGUUCUGAGUACAGAGUGAUAGUCUCAGGGCUGCCUCCCAGUGGAAGCUGGCAGGAUUUAAAGGAUCACAUGCGUGAAGCAGGUGAUGUAUGUUAUGCUGAUGUUUUCCGAGAUGGAACUGGUGUCGUGGAGUUUGUACGGAAAGAAGAUAUGACCUACGCAGUGCGAAAACUGGAUAACACUAAGUUUAGAUCUCAUGAGGGAGAAACGGCCUACAUCCGUGUUAAAGUUGAUGGCCCAAGAAGUCCGAGUUACGGAAGAUCUCGCUCUCGGAGCCGUAGUCGUAGCAGGAGCCGUAGCCGCAGCAACAGCAGAAGUCGCAGUUAUUCCCCGAGAAGAAGCAGAGGAUCUCCACGCUACUCUCCCCGCCACAGCAGAUCACGUUCCCGCACAUAAAUGGUCUUUCAUAGUGCUCUUUUUGUAGAACCCCCCAUGUUGUAUUCAGUUUUCCUUUACUCAGUACAGUCUUUCUUUUUUAAAGAAAACAAUUCAAGCUGUUUUACUCAAAAUUGGCUAUAUCUAAGUGUUGAAUUGCAUUCUUGUAUAAUAUCCCUAGUGAGUAUUUGCUCCUUGCCAUCCACAUUCCCUCACGUCUUUGAUAGAUUGUAUUUUAACUGAUGUCCUAGGCCAGGUUCUCUCCACUGCUAGUCUGCCACCCGCAUUCUUCCAGCCGUGGUGUUGCUCUGUCCGAUGUCUGUGUGUUCAGCUCUGGUUCCUGCAAGCUGGGGGUGUUGGGGGUGUUUGGGGUUAACUUGUCUCUCCUGGGGGAGCUUACGUUUUAUCUUGCCUUUUCGUGUGUCUUUCUGUAGACAUAUCUGAAGAGAUGGAUUAAAGGAUUGUGGCGCACAUGUCAAUCAUUUUAGGAUUGUCAAAAGGAGGAUUGAGGAGGAUCAGAUCAAUAAUGGAGGCCAUGGUAUGACUCCAAGUGCUAUUGUCACAGAUGAAAUUGGCAGUAUUGACCUUAUACUGAGACGAGCUGAAAGACACACGGUGCUCGCCUGUGGGUGGCUUUAGUCUCCUAACCACCUUGAGGGCAGCUUGUGGCAAGAGAGAUGUUCCUGUGUAGCUCUUCCAGUCCCUGGGUGGGGGGGGGGGGGGGAUGGGGGGUAUCCUGUCUGCAAUGCAUCCUCCCUCGGUGCCCUUGAGUGCCCUUGUGAAAUGCAGGUCUCUCCCCCACCUGUGGGUAUAAUCUCAAUACUGCUCAAAUCUGCAUGUCCUCUGUGUGACUGAUAGAGCAUUGCUGUUUCACCGUCUUUAAAAGUAAUAGAAUGAAAGCAAACCCGUGGGGGUGGGGAGCCUUGUUGGGGAUGCCUUUUUAAGUCUGCCCCCUUCAGGAACAGCCUCUCGACUCCCUGGCGAGGUUGAUACUCCAGUUGACUGUUUACCUUCCAGGCUGGAGUAGAACGGGCCUUUAGUUUAGACGUGCCGUAGGUGGCGAGUCUUAGCAGCCAAGUUCUUGCAACUUCAUAAAACCUUUUUUUUUGCAACCACAAAACCUGUAAUGUGCCAGAGAGUAAGAAAGAUUGUCAGUUACCCUGUGUAAAUACUAGAAUGUUGCCUCCCAGUGAUUAACAUUGCUAGAAAUCUGAGCUUCACCAUUCAAAAGCUUGUCUUGGGGAAUUGAUAGUUAUCGAUGCCCGCCUUGAUUAUUCGGGGGCAGACAUAACUGAUCAUUCCCCAGAAUCCUUAAUUUUUCAUUACGGUAUCUAACUUUUUGCCUCCUCUUUUUUGGUUUUGCUGGUUAUAAAGGUUUGGAUUGGAGAGGGCUCACUGGAUCCCAAUCCUUGGAGCAUGGAUCAUUGGAUUCAAAUCAUAAUGUGGAUAGGAUAGGGAGGAUCAAUUGCAAGGAUUCAUGGAGCGGGAUCAAAUUACCAGGAACAUAGGCGUGGAUUCCUGCCCCAACCAAACCGCACUCGUGUGGAGUUUUAUUCAACUCAAUUGGCUAUUCCAAAGAAUUUUUGUUCCUAUUUUUGACGAUUGGAGCCCUUAAGAUGCCCGAUGGAGUUUACAUUUUUUGGUAAAAGGAGCAAAGCGAGGACCUGGAGAGGUACGCUGGAGCAUUCUCCUUGGAAGGAUUCAGCACGAGUAGAUGGUAAAUGUUAAAGGGGAAAAAGGGGGGGUUUGUUUAAAAAAAAAAAAAAAAACACCGUUCAACCAAUAAGUCGUUUCUCUAAAUUUAAAGACACAGAAAUUGGAGGCUAAGAUUAAGUAGGCUUUCAAUUGGCGAUUGCCUCUUUUCUUUUGACAAAUAAAGUUUUAUUAAAGAA